AUGGCGCAGUCGUCCCAGAAUGCAUUCAUCCAGCAGUGUUUUGGGCUCGGCUCGCAGGACACGCUAGCAGAUGAGACGCAGUGCGAGAGUGCGCCGGUGCCUGUACUGAAAAAUUUUCUGCUGCGGCGGCGCGCAUCUCGUGCACCGCCGCAGUUCAACGCGGACGGCUCCGAGACCAUCGAGUGGGCGCGCUACCAAUCGGCACAGCGCCUGCGGGAGAAGUGGGAGAGCAUUUAUGCUCGGUUUAAAGACGCGCACUUGGAAGAUCAGGACGAGAUAUACCUGGGCGUUGCGGGUGAUGCGCCGCGCGUGAUCCGCGAUCGGGGAUCCUUGCGUGCGCUGCAGCACCGCCUUCCGUUUGGCUCCUUUAUCCGCGAUGAGGAUUUGGAUGCACUUGCCGUGCAUGAAGAAGGCGAUUAUACCGCAUACGAUCCACCUGUGGCGCCAGAGGUAGCGCUGCAAGAAAGCGGCGACCCCGAGCUCCAGGAGUUUUUGCGCCAAGAGGCGCGGCGGCGUGCGUUGCAUGGCGACGACGACGACGACGACGUGGUCGAUUUGCGCAGCGCCUCUUUGCACCCCGGCAUGCCGCACGAGCACAGCGUUUCUGGGGAUGUGCAUGACGCGCCGGACGCUGCGCCUGUGCCUGAUAUAGCGCUGGAGCUCGAUAUCUACCACGCCGUCAAGCGCGAUGCCAUCGAGCAUUUGCUGCGCACGCAAACGCUCGGGACGGCGCGAUUGCCAUACAGCGAUAUACCCGGGAUGCACGAGUUUUUAGCAUGGAACUGUACAUAG
Molecule: messenger RNA, 792 nt
Organism: Malassezia vespertilionis
Lineage: Eukaryota; Fungi; Basidiomycota; Malasseziomycetes; Malasseziales; Malasseziaceae
Exons: 1
Coding region: 1-792 (263 amino acids)
Cellular component (GO): nucleus
Molecular function (GO): histone binding
Source: RefSeq, a predicted model, not a curated record